Molecule: messenger RNA, 516 nt
Organism: Neopelma chrysocephalum (saffron-crested tyrant-manakin)
Lineage: Eukaryota; Metazoa; Chordata; Aves; Passeriformes; Pipridae
Product: BTB/POZ domain-containing protein KCTD9-like
Exons: 5
Coding region: 123-443 (106 amino acids)
Source: RefSeq, a predicted model, not a curated record
GGAUCACUCUCCCACCUCUCGGAAGGAGUUGGUCCGGUUCCUGCUGGCAACACCCCCCAAGUCCGAGCUGCGCUCUCAGUGACUCCUGUCUGUGCCAGUGUGCCAACCCGCCAGGGGUGAAGAUGCUGCGCUCCAACGCAGAGGGAGCGUCCCUGAAAGGCUGCAACUCUGAGGACCCAUCAGGCCUUAAAGCUAAUCUGGAAAGUGCCAACCUGAAAGGAGUGGCCAUGGAGGGCAGUCAGAUGACAGGAAUUAACCUCCGAGUUGCAAAGUCAGCUGGUAAUUUGGGGGAUUGCUGGCUUUUGGCUGACCUCUCCAGCUUCAGACUACAAUGGAGUUCAGGUUGUGACCUCCAGGAAGCCAAUUUGAGGGGCUCUGAUGUGAAAGGAGCCAUCUUUGAAGAGAUGCUGACCCCCCUGCACACGUCCCAGAGCGUCAGAUAGGGAAGAGAACACAUCAAAGAGGAAGGAAUCCAAACAUUUGUCGUGACUUUCUUCACCUUCUCCCCUUCCUGAG